CCAUCCUAAGACCUGAACACCCACGCCCAACCCUAGUGUAAGGCAUCUUCAUCUUGAUCAACUUUGUCUAGCUAAACUGUUUUGCAUCAUGAAGUGGGUACCCAAUUUUCUCUGAUAUCGAUCACUGGAGAAGCUUUAGAAUUUAGAUCAUCAUCAGUUGAUGAAUUCCGGUAGUACUCAAAAAUCAGCAAUAAUCAUAGCCCAAGGAAUAAUGUCCCAAGUCAUCACCUCUCUCCCACUUGCUCCGGCCUUGGCCUUUGUGUCUGCUCAUCUCCCAAGCGUGGUGCUUUGUUCUUUACUUGCAAUUUUUAUCGCUGCCAUGCACUACGUGAAUCGUCGUCCGAGGAUCUUUAUGCUGGAUUUUGCGUGCUACAAGCCAGAUGAUGCUUUAAGGUGUCCUCAUUCCAUUUUUCUGGAGCGUUCGGGUCUUUUGGGAGUGUUCUCUGAAGAGAGCAUGAAUUUCCAGAAGACAAUCUUGGAUAAAUCAGGGAUUGGGCAGAAGUCAUACUUCCCCCGGGCCUUAUGGAUGUUGCCACCCAAUCCGUGCAUGGCCGAGGGAAGGAAAGAGAUGGAGACUGUGAUGUUUGGGGCCAUCGACGAGGUCCUGAAAAAGACUGGGGUGAAGCCUUCAGAUAUUGGGGUUGUGGUUACCAAUUGUAGCGUCUUUAGUCCAACUCCUUCUCUAGCUGCCAUGAUCAUAAACCAUUACAAGCUCAGAAGUAAUAUUAGGAGCUAUAGCCUCGGUGGUAUGGGUUGCAGUGCUGGAGUUAUAUCCCUGGACCUUGCCAAACAGCUUCUCCAGGUGCAUCCGAACUCCUACGCUCUAGUGGUUAGCACAGAGAACAUAACUCUUAAUUGGUACUGGGGCAACAACCGCUCCAAGCUCGUUUCCAAUUGCCUCUUCCGCAUGGGCGCCGGCGCCGUCCUCCUUUCAAACAAGAUGUCCGACCGCCACCGCGCCAAGUACGAGCUCCUCCACACCCUCCGCACACACUACGGUGCGGAGGAGCGUGGGUACCGCUCCGCAUACCAGGAAGAAGACGAAACUGGAAUUGUUGGUGUGACCCUCUCCAGAGACCUAGCCACAACGGCAGGAGAUGCGCUGAGGACCAACAUCACUAAGCUAGGUCCUCUAGUGCUUCCUCCUUCGGAGCAACUCUUCUACUUGGCCAAUUUGAUUGCAAGGAAGGUGUUUAAGAUGAAGAUAAAGUCUUACAUGCCAGACUUCAAGCGGGCUUUCGAGCAUUUCUGCAUCCAUGCAGGAGGUAGAGCUGUCCUUGACAGCGUAGAGAAGAAUCUGCAUCUGACGGAUUGGCAGAUGGAGCCUUCAAGAAUGACCCUUUACAGGUUUGGCAACACAUCCAGCAGCUCCUUGUGGUAUGAACUUGCCUACUCCGAGGCUAAGGGGAGGGUCAAGAAGGGGCAUCGGGUGUGGCAGAUUGCACUGGGUUCUGGUUUUAAGUGCAACAGUGCUGUGUGGCGGGCACUCAGGACCGUAGAUCCCACCAAGGACAGGAAUGCUUGGUCCGAUGAGAUUGAUGACUUCCCGGUUAUCGUGCCCAAGCUGGCCUCAACUCAGCAUUGAUCCUCAUCAACAACUUUGAUCAGUCUUUGAUUGAAUAUAAUGUUAAUGUCGUCGAUCUUAGGCAUGUUAAUGCAUGUUUAUAUGCCUUUUGCUAUAUCUUUGGUUCCCAUGUCAAAAAAGUUAUCAGAUGGUUUCAACCAUCAAUCAGAAAUAUAUUCUCAUGUCAUUUAAUUUCCAUCAUCACUAAUGGAAAGGAAUAACUCAAUUAAUUA
Molecule: messenger RNA, 1797 nt
Organism: Nelumbo nucifera (sacred lotus)
Lineage: Eukaryota; Viridiplantae; Streptophyta; Magnoliopsida; Proteales; Nelumbonaceae
Product: 3-ketoacyl-CoA synthase 20-like
Biological process (GO): fatty acid biosynthetic process
Cellular component (GO): membrane
Molecular function (GO): acyltransferase activity, transferring groups other than amino-acyl groups
Source: RefSeq, a predicted model, not a curated record